GGCGUGUUUGAUACGUACAGUUUUUCCCAGAAAGGUGGAUGAUUCCAAUGGAUUAUGUUCGCCUAAUGUGGAUGCUAACAUGCCUUUAGAAGAAAUUCCAAUGGAGGAGUCUGUCAGAAAUAUUUUAACUGAGGAACAAAUAUAUGAUGAUGAAUGGUCAAUUAGUAGAAAUAAAUUAUACUUUAUCGUUCAAUUUUCUGUAUCUGAUUCGAAUAAGAUGGAACGUAUCCUUGACAGACUAGCGUAUUUCAAUAUUGGAAAAACACUUGACUCGUCAAUUAUGGUUACGGAGCCCACGAUAAAUGUUCAAAAACGUAAUAAAGGAGAAAAAUCCGGUGUUAUAUCAUAUUCGGCAAUUCAAAACUUUAUUGGAACUCUGAAAUCAAGAUUGUGUGUUGCUCAGGUUUACAACGAAAUUAACCAACGUGGAUCGUUUGAUAUGAAUUAUUUAUGUUUCCUACUGUGUGCAGCUAUUGUGGCAAAUAUAGCUCUCGUGACCAAUUCUGCUGGCGUCGUAUUUGCAAGUAUGCUAUUAUCUCCUUUGAUGGAUCCAAUCAUGUGCAUUCUUUUUGGUUUGAAUUUACGUGAUCGUAAUAUGACAACUAAAGGUAUUCGCAACACAUCGAUUUCACUAAUUAUCUGUGUUAUGAUUGGAUUAACGUUUGGUUAUGUGGCACAUGCAAUUAGUGCUUUUCAAGAUGUUACACCAUAUCCCACAAGCGAGAUGGUUCAAAGGGGUGAACUACGAUCUUUUAUUGGAUCAAUGCUUGUAGCAGCAUUUUCUGGUGUUAGUGUUUCUUUCGCUAUACUAAGUAAGCGACUAUCAGCUUUAAUUGGGAAUGCAAUAUCACUUUCAUUGUUACCGCCAGCAGUUAACUGCGGUCAUUUGUUAUUACUCUCUCUUCUGGCCAUCUCCACUGGAGAGAAACGUGAGUAUGAAACAACAACAGAUGUGGAGUCGAAUGUUACAGCCACAUUGCAUUAUUGUACAUAUCCAUGGAUUCGACAAUACGAAUUUAUCUAUAUGCGAAAUCAUUGUAAUGCUCCUUUGGAAUUCCUUUACGUUGGUUUAUCAAGCUUUUGUCUUGUAACAAUGAACAUCAUGUUAAUUCUAGUUACUGGAUAUACGGUGAAUAAGAUCAAAAAUCUGGUCCCACUUUCGUUUACAAAUGAAAUCACUCGGAGAUUUUAUCAAAAAGACUUACGAGAGGUUCGUGAAAAUUACAAAUGUCUGCAUAAAUUUGAUGCAGCCGGUUUAGCCACUUAUGCAUAUAAUGAAUAUUUACGUUUAAAUAAAAUUAAUACACAUGAUGAUGAGCUAACAAAUUUGGAUAUUGAAGAUGCCGAUCAGAUUGCCAAUGACUUUCAUACAAUUAUGAAGGAUCUCAAAAAAGAUCCCUAUCUACAGACUAUUACUGCAGAAACAACCCAAGGUGAUAACAGCUUCUUGAAGAGAUUUAUGGAGAAAUCCGACGAAUUAUCAUCGAGAAACGCCGUGAAACGAGUAAAAAAGCGCCAUACAUUUUGUUAUCCCGAUAAAAAGUCUAUGGUGUCCCAAGAUGAAGCAGUUAGCAAUAAUAUUAAUAGCACUACAAAUAUUAAUAAAACUAUUAACAUUACCAGUCGUCCUACGUUUGUCAAUAAACAUAUCAACAGUAACACAUGUCAUAAUCUUGAAAACAGGAGUAAUAACAAUGUUACAAGAGUAAAGCUAGUGUCUGAAAUUAGACCCUCAAGUUUUGCUAAUGAAAUUUCUUACUCUUUUAUUCAUGAAAACUGAAAUAGAAUCUUAAAACAAAUGACGUCCAGUUUUCACCAUUAAUUGAAAAUGGCAAAUAUCGAAAAUGUCCAAUGAUACAUGAAAUUAAAGAAUCGAAAAUGAAAACUUCCAGUUCUACAGGAAGAUUUGAAGUGGUGUCUGUAGAAUGUCAAUCAGAAUCUACAUAUGAUCCAGAACAGGAUGAUAAGGACGAAAACAACACUAUGUUGAGAAGAAACGUUUGAGAAAACCAAAGUAAACACAGAAAAUAGCAACCAUCACAACAAAAUAUUGUUUACAUUACGGUUAUCUCAAUCUUAAGAUUUAUCUUUAAAAAAACAAGUGUCUAUCACUUCAAAUUUAUCAAAACUAGAUCUAUAUUAGAUUGACUGAUUUAUCUAAUAAAAAGAUGACGAUUAUCAUUGUUUUUAA
Molecule: messenger RNA, 2191 nt
Organism: Schistosoma mattheei
Lineage: Eukaryota; Metazoa; Platyhelminthes; Trematoda; Strigeidida; Schistosomatidae
Source: the annotation of a GenBank genome assembly